This is a messenger RNA of Arctia plantaginis, 582 nucleotides long. Lineage: Eukaryota; Metazoa; Arthropoda; Insecta; Lepidoptera; Erebidae. The record is from the annotation of a GenBank genome assembly.
AUGUCACGCGCAUUGAGAUAUUAUUACCGCGUCAAUAUUCUGCGGAAAGUUCAAGGGGAAAGACAUUGUUACCAGUUCCUCAGGAAUCCUACCGAAUUAAAAAACAUUAAAAACAUAUCACUUUUACGGCAACAAAUGAGUCCAACAAGCGUUGUCUCUCAUCCGACCGUGAAAACAGAAAUGAAAGAAGAACGUUGUGAAAUUGAAGAACCUGCCGACGAAGAUAUGCCUACUGACUUAAGUAUGGCGGCAUCGGAGCCAUGGCGGAAGCGUGCGCGAUCUGAUGCUCCUUCCGCCCCUGUUCCACAUGACAAACAUCAUAUAAGUGCACUUAUCGGUGACAAUAUGAUGAUGAAACGGGAGUCUGAUUACGCAACAGAACAUUAUGCACUUAAUCUUAAAAGUGAAGUGUGUGUACCUGCCAUUGGUCGAGACCGCCACGAAGUAAUCGCUCAACACAGGAUUCUGCCGGCAAGCCUAAUCUAUAGCAAAUGGAAUAUUUCAACUCUAUUCCUUCAACAACUUCUGUUUCAUCAGUACAACAUUAUACAGACUACACUACACGGAAAAUUAAAAAGCUAA